Molecule: messenger RNA, 2364 nt
Organism: Fomitopsis serialis
Lineage: Eukaryota; Fungi; Basidiomycota; Agaricomycetes; Polyporales; Fomitopsidaceae
Product: GMC oxidoreductase
Exons: 18
Coding region: 194-2032 (612 amino acids)
Molecular function (GO): flavin adenine dinucleotide binding; oxidoreductase activity, acting on CH-OH group of donors
Source: RefSeq, a predicted model, not a curated record
CCUCAGUAGGUGCGCGCGGGUGACGGACGACAUGUGUGUGUGUGACAGAAUGCACACUUAUAAUGUGCCGUGCGGCACCCGCCUUCAACAUAGCGUCCGUUACUAAUUCGUAGUAGAAGAGACCGCUCCUUUCCCUUCACUACCACUGCUGCUCCUCCUGAUUACUGAGUAGCCGCGUUCACUUAUAGGCACUAUGGGCUCAUCACAAUCGAGGAGCAUAGUAUCGGACCCAGACAAGUUCGCGCAGCGUGUUCAACACGAGUCGGGGAACUUGAAAACACCAACCCGUCAGUAUGACUACAUCAUAGUUGGAGGAGGCACUGCAGGAUGUGUCCUUGCCUCUCGGCUAUCUGAGGACCUGAACACCACUGUCUUGCUUAUCGAGGCAGGCAAGAGCCAUGAAGGAGACCUACUCAGCCGCAUCCCGCUUGCAUAUAGCAAGAUGUUUCAGACAUCUGUCGACUGGAGCUACCAAACCACGCCACAGCAGAAGAUGUAUGGUCGACGAGUGAACUGGCACAGAGGGAAGAUACUGGGCGGUACGAGCGCCCUGAACUCCAUGAUUUGCCAUCGUUGUGCACCUGAAGAUUUCAACGAGUGGGAAAAACUUGGUGCGAAUGGGUGGGGAUAUGCUGAUCUUCGACCGUACUUUGACAAAGCCGAGCGAUACUGCGCCAGCUCGCUAUUUCCAGGAGUCAAACGAGAAGAACACGGAUUAAACGGUCCAUGGCCCAUGACACAUAACACUCAGGCCGCGCCUGUCGUGAAUGCAGCCACCGACGCUUGCGUAGCGAUGGGCAUGCCGUACAACCCAGACAUGAACUCCCCCCGCGGAACAAUGGGAGUUGGUCCUUUCGUGGGCCACAUCGACGAGACAGGCCAACGGAGCUCAGCCGCGGCAGCAUAUCUCACACCAGAUGUGCUGUCGAGACUAAAUUUGACUAUCGCCGUUGAGACCAUGGUAGAAAAGAUCAUAUUCUCGCAAGACCCGGGAGAAGAGCCUCGCGCGAUCGCCGUGGAAGUGUCGAAAAGCCGUACCUCGCCGCGCUACCGUGCCGAUGCUACGUGCGAGAUAAUACUAUGUGGCGGGGCGAUCGCCAGCCCACAACUCCUGCUCCUGUCUGGGAUCGGGCCUGCAGACGACCUGCAAAGACUCGGAAUUCCGGUCGUACAGGACCUCCCUCGGGUAGGGAAGAACCUCACGGACCAUAUCGCCUCAGGCCCGCUUCGUUUCCGUGCCAAACCGGCCGCGACCUGGGACCAUUACAACAACCCUCUUCCCGGCGCGUUGGCCAUGCUCAGAUGGCUCAUCACGGGAGGAGGCCCACUCGCCGCGCUCGGCACCUCGUCGGGAGCAUUCUUGCGCUCCUUCGAGCCGGAGGUCGCAGCGCUAUCAGGUUCCUCGGAGAACCUUGCGAUCAGGGACUUGACAUCUGGACCUGGCGCACCAGACUUGGAACUGGUGUGGGCUCCCGUUAGCUUCUCGGUAGACAACGGUCUUGUCAUACCCACUCCGGGGGCGUCUGGAAUCACAACGGGCGCGGUCUGCCUCAAGCCUGAGAGCACCGGCCAAAUCACACUGGCGUCCAAUAGCGUUUGGGACAAACCCCUGAUCGAGGCGAACUACUUCCAGUCUGAGAGUGAUCUGAAUGUCGUGCUUCGCGGAACGAGGAUACUACUACAGGUGGCACGCACUGAGCCGCUCGCUUCUCUGCUCGAGACGACCACAGUCACGGAUCAGGAAGACACAUUCUGGCCAGGACAUGCUGACCCCGACAAGGUCACUGACGACGAGUUGAAGGCAUGGAUACGCCGUAGCGCCGAACCUACCUACCACGCGGUGUCGACCGCCCGGAUUGGACGGGACCGGGGAACCAGUGUGGUCGACACUAAGCUUCGGGUGCACGGAGUCCAAGGCCUGCGGGUUGUAGAUGCAUCGGUCUUUCCUUCCCAAGUAUCCGGUCACCCAGUCGCUAUCGUUGUUGCCAUUGCUGAAAAGGCGGCCGAUCUUAUAAAGUCUACUGGACGCUAGGCAGAUUCAUUGUACCAUGUCUGUAUUUGGUCUGCCUCGAAUAUUUGCGCUUCUGACUCAACGACACUGUUCAUUACUAGCUCCUUCGCUCGCUCCGACCGCACCCGAAUGUCGCACUUGAAGGGAAGUGGGAAUCUGUAUUGACAGUGACGUGAGCUGAGGUUCACGAAUAGAGGCAGCCAUAUGACUGACAUCAUUCCUCCAUCGCUAUACUCGCCGGUCGGAUUCACGAGAUUGCCUUGCUCAUCCCUCGGGAUAGCGAUAUUGAACGCCGCCAACGUAGUCGCGAUGGCGGUGAACAACAAGGACUCGGCGAGGUGGCGGCCAGGGCA